AUGCCCUCUCCCUCUCCGCACGCCCCCUCCCCAGCCUCAAUCCCCUCCGCACCCGCCAUCUCCACCCCCAACGCGUUAACGGGCGCCCUCUCCGUGAAUACGCGUAUCCGAGUAUCCGCGCUCCCUCUCCGUGCGCCCCCUCUCCCUCUCCGCACGCCCCCUCCCCAGCCUCAAUCCCCUCCACACCCACCAUCUCCACCCCCAACGCAUCUCCGCGCUCCUUCUCCGUGCGUCCGCCCUCUCCGUGCACCCUCUUCACGUAUACACGUAUCUGCGUGCCCUUCCACUCUGCAUAUACAUAUUUCUGCGUAUCCGCGUAUUGCGCGCCCUCUCCGCGUAUACGCAUCCUCCACAUAUCCGCGCGCCGUCUCCGCGUCUCCAUCCACCUCCUCCACCUCAAUUCGUCUCCGCUCACUUCCUUUACCACCCUCAUCGCGUCUCUGCACGCGUCCGCCCGCAACGCGCUCACGCGCGCCCCCUCAAGACCCUCAGGCCCCUUUCUGGACGGAGCCCACAGAGUUCGAGCAUCGGAAUAACGUGUCGCGUCUCCGUUCAACCUUAUACCCUUGGCUUGUCUCAAAUUUACUGUCGUCUGAAAUCAUGUCAAACGUACCCUCAAGCCCAUUCCCUUCGCUCUAUGACUCCAAUAAUUGGGCCGUAUGGUCCCGUGCAAUUACGAAAGUAGACCCCACUUCGUCCAGCGAGGUCAAGACUUUGCAUCGGCUCUCGCAGAAGAAGCUCAAGCCCGAACUUUUCGUCUACUUCAAGCGUGCUUCGCCAACCAGUCCUCUCACUCCAUGUCAUCCCGGCGAGGAGGUGGAACUGAAGAAGCGCCACCACACCGCCGUCAAUGAACCUCAUAUUGGCCAGGCUACCAUAUGCUUGUGGCAAUCACUUUCGAAGCGUGAAGCACAGGCAAAGAAGCAGAGCAAGGCAAAGAAGUUGAGGGCUGAGGAUGUCGCGGAGGAGGACUUCGAGCUUGCCAUGGUUGAGAGUGACGACGAAAUGGAAGAUUGGGAGUUCUAUGGCGAGGAAGCACCGGAGGAGUCGAUGUUCGUUGCAUCGAAGGAACCAACUCCCCCCAGCCUUUCAUCAUCCCUCCCGACGCCACUCCUAUCCACCUUCGCUAUCCCGCUUCCCCUCCAUCCAAUAUUACCGGCCGAAACCAACAUUCUCAGUGUCAAUACAAGUUACGCAGCCUCCCUACCCUCUCGCGAGCAGGCGUACAUGUAG
Stereum hirsutum FP-91666 SS1 is the source of this 1233-nucleotide messenger RNA. RefSeq lists its product as uncharacterized. The record is from RefSeq and is a predicted model, not a curated record. The transcript has 6 exons. NCBI's taxonomy places the organism in Eukaryota, Fungi, Basidiomycota, Agaricomycetes, Russulales, Stereaceae. Bases 1 to 1233 code for a protein of 410 amino acids.